AUGGAUUGGGUACGAGGAGAAUCAGUUGGUAGAGGAACCUUUGCAACCGUUCAUUUAGUUUUACCCAAAGGUAGUUCUAAUUCCACUCUAUUUCCUUCUCCGACAGCCGUCAAAAGCUCCGAGGUUUCAACCUCGUAUUCCCUCAAAAACGAGAGACAUGUUCUCGAUUGUUUAGGUUCCUGUCAGCAAAUCAUUCGUUGUUUUGGAGAUGAUUAUACCUUCGAGAAUAGUCACGAGUAUUACAAUCUGUUUCUUGAAUAUGCUUCUGCCGGUACUCUCGCCGAUCAAGCUAAAUUCCACGGUGGCCGGAUUCCAGAACAGAAUAUUCGCGGUUAUACCAGGUCAAUUGUUGAAGGGGAGGAACAGAGUAGGUUGGAAUGCAGGGGAACUCCACUUUUUAUGUCGCCGGAAUCAGUUAACAACGGGGAGUAUGAGUCGGCGGCGGAUAUUUGGGCACUUGGGUGUGCGGUGGUGGAGAUGGUGACAGGAAAACCAGCGUGGAGUUUGGAGAAAGAUUCGUCUAUGUGGUCGUUGUUGCUUCGAAUUGGUGGCGGAGAAGAAUCACCGAUGAUACCACAAGAUUUAUCAAAAGAGGGAAAAGAUUUUGUUGAGAAAUGUUUUGUUAAAGAUCCAAGAAAAAGAUGGACGGCUGAGAUGCUUUUGAGUCAUCCAUUUAUUGAAGAAGUGAAGAAUGGUAAUGAAGCAUCACCAAGAAAUCACUUUGAUUUCAAUGAUUGGGUUUCUAGUGUUAGUCGUUCAACUCCAAGUUCGCCGGAAUUUGAAGAGUCGUGCCAAAGGAAUUUUGAUGCUUAUUCUUUUUCGGGUGUGGAUCGCCUCCGGCAGCUUGUGACUGUUGAAGUUCCAGUGACUUGGUCGGAAUCAGACAGUUGGAUUAAUGUUAGGUGA
This is a messenger RNA of Vicia faba (fava bean), 906 nucleotides long. The record is from the annotation of a GenBank genome assembly. NCBI's taxonomy places the organism in Eukaryota, Viridiplantae, Streptophyta, Magnoliopsida, Fabales, Fabaceae.